UGAGUUACUACAUACAAGUGAGCCACUUUUUGAUUGAUUUUGAUCGUGCAAGCACCAGUCUGAAUGCCCGUUCCAGUAUCUUAUGGGACAAACCGUGAAUAUAAAGCAAGCUGCACAGUCGGAUUUAUGACGAAAAUUUCUUUAUCUACCUGCUACUCUUCAUAAUUGCAAAUUCGUGCUGGCUUUGCCGCAUUUGACUCUUGAUUGCUGGAGAGCAUCCGGGAACCGGAGAUCGUCGUUGAUCGUGGGGUGAAUCGACUUGGGUCCCAACCUGAACGUUAACACCAACCCUUGCCAUCACCGAAGCCUUCAAUCUCAAACAUGUUGGCCACACCCGCGAAGGCAACUCGUUUUCUCAAGCGUCUCGUACGAUCAGCUAGCUUGAGAAAUCCAGCCAAAAAGCCUGUGAUAUGGUUCAUUGUAUUCUUCUACGUCUGCUUAGCCGCAUUCAUCAUCACACUCACUCCAGGUCGCAUUGCUCAAUUCGUGUAUGAUGCCGGCCAACACUUCCGACAUCUUCCAUAUGGGUACAUGAUUCUUAUCCUUGUUAUGAUUGUCGCAUCCUUCCCCCCUUUCAUUGGACAUGGCAUACUCCUUUACUUGUUCGGUUUCACAUACGGUAUACGGGGCGUCAUCCCCGCGGUAAUUGGAACACUGGCAGCAUCCGUUAUAGUUUUUGUCACCCUUCGGAUGAUGUUCAGCAAGAGGCAGCGUUUGUGGACCCCCACUCACGAGAAAUGGCAAGCUCUGGAAGUUGUCAUACGAUCAAGAGGUAUGCCCUUGAUCAUACUCAUCCGUAUGUCUUCACUUGUGCCCUGGGCUUGGUCAAACUCGCUAUUCGCAAGCAUAUCGUCGGUAUCGUUGCUCCAGUUCUUCAUAGCGACUUGUUUUGUCGUCCCAAGGGUCGUGAUACAAGUGUUCAUCGGAUCUCGUGUUGCCAGACUCUCAAACAGCAAACUGAGAAAUCGCAACGUUGCCCGUAAGAACUCAUGACAUGCCGUUCUGCUCUCAUUGAUUCACGGCGCGCAGAAGCAAGGUUUUUCAACAGCCUUCUCAUUGUCGGUAGUAUUCUGUCAACUGCUUUAGCCAGCUCAAGGAGAUCAAACAUUUACGUGU
Suillus plorans is the source of this 1116-nucleotide messenger RNA. RefSeq lists its product as uncharacterized. Lineage: Eukaryota; Fungi; Basidiomycota; Agaricomycetes; Boletales; Suillaceae. Bases 322 to 993 code for a protein of 223 amino acids. The transcript is spliced from 7 exons. Gene Ontology annotation, cellular component: Golgi membrane. Gene Ontology annotation, biological process: mitotic spindle elongation; vesicle-mediated transport. The record is from RefSeq and is a predicted model, not a curated record.